AUAAGUCUUUCUUAUCGCACGCAACUCAGACGCACCUAUCGCUGAGGUAUCGUAGACCUUUUACGGUCAUUCACUUGUUCAGUGCGCUUGAGUACUCGGUGUUGUACUGACCUCUCUGAAGAAAGUAUAGGUACUCUUUAGUAUUGAUCCGAUUUAUCGUUAAAAUAGGUUGUGACCGUGACUGAUUGUAUCUAUGCUGUAAGUAAGUACGAAGUUUUUUUCUAAACAAAAACAAAUCGGUGUCAAGUGACAGACGAUACUGAAAAGUUCUAAUCUAUUUGGAGGACAAUUUUAUUAAAUUGGUUUUAGACAAAAUUAUCCAAAAUGGCAGGAACAAGCAAACUGACUGAAUUAAUACAAAAUAAAGGCAACUUCAGUUAUUCAUUUGAAGUGACUCCGGAUGUUUCUGAAGAAGAUAUUGAUAAUUUAAGAGUGGAGCCUCUAUUCUUCUCCGUUACUUGGCAUGCAAAAACGCAUCAAUGCAAAGACUUGAACAUAGCCCCGUUAAAAAUUGCAUUGAAAUUGAGUAGUAAACAGAAAAAUGUACUCCUGCACUUAUCAUGUGAUAUGAUGAAGACUACUUAUUUAACUGAUCUCCUGGCUAUGCUGCAAGAAAAUGGAAUAUGCAAUUUAUUCUUGGUUUUGGGAGAAGGAUUUGAUCCAAGUAAUUCCGAUUUCGUCAACACAACAGAAAUGAUAAAAUUCAUCAGGGAGAAAACAGGACAAUAUUUCUGUAUUGGAAUUGCGGGAUACCCUGGCUGUUCUGAUGAAAAGCUUAAGCAGAUCAAAGAAAAAGUUGAUGCUGGAGCCAAUUUUCUUCUUACACAAGCAUUCUUCGAUGUUGAUGCAUUUAAAAAUUUGAAAGAUAGUUGUGAGAAAAUGGGAGUCCACGUUCCGCUCAUACCCGGAGUGUUUUCCUUUGAAACGCCCAAACAAUUAGAUGGCUUCAUAAACAUGUGUAAGAUAAAAGUAUCUGAGGAUUUAUUGAAAGCUGUCGGUGAUAAUGAGAAAAUGAAUAGACCUUGCACUGACAUUAUCAAGCAGUUAAUAAAACAACUGAAUUCUAUUUGCAACAUUACUCACUACCAUUUCUUUACUAUAAAUAAAUUGCAUGACGUCCAAAAUUUAAUUGAAGGAAUAAAGGAAUAAUUUUUUUCCCAUA
Molecule: messenger RNA, 1162 nt
Organism: Spodoptera litura
Lineage: Eukaryota; Metazoa; Arthropoda; Insecta; Lepidoptera; Noctuidae
Source: RefSeq, a predicted model, not a curated record